Molecule: messenger RNA, 2266 nt
Organism: Ascoidea rubescens DSM 1968
Lineage: Eukaryota; Fungi; Ascomycota; Saccharomycetes; Ascoideales; Ascoideaceae
Product: MFS general substrate transporter
Exons: 1
Coding region: 128-2065 (645 amino acids)
Biological process (GO): siderophore transmembrane transport
Molecular function (GO): siderophore-iron transmembrane transporter activity
Source: RefSeq, a predicted model, not a curated record
CACAAAACUAAUCAUAAAUUUUCUAUUUACUUAUCCUUGAUUAAAGUAUAGGUAAAUACAUAUAUAUAUACCCAUAUAUCUAUACAUCUAUUCAACAACACUAGGUUAUAUUAAUUAUACUUCAAUCAUGCCUCCAAGAUUUCUUGAUCAAAAUUAUUUCAAAAAUCCCUUCUAUAAGGAGGAACCAAAACAAGAUGAAAAAAACCAAAAAAAUGACAACAUCAAUACUGAUUCUGAAUCUGAUAUCUCAAGUAUUAGAAUAUCUCCAGGUGUCGCAAGAGCUGAAAUCACUAGAAAAAUUUGGACUAAACAAAAUUUAAUUAUAGCUUAUUCAUUAAUUAUUUUCUCUUCUUUAAUUAUCUCCUUUGCAAGUUAUACCGGUAAUACUUAUGAAGCCUAUGCAACUUCUUCAUUUGCAAAACAUUCCGCCAUCACAACUGCCAAUGUUAUUUAUAAAAUCGCAAGAUUAGCUUCCUAUCCAAUUAUUGCAAAAUUAUCUGAUGUCUUUGGUAGAUCUGAUGGUUUUUCAAUUGCUGUUGUUCUCUUAACUGUUGGUUAUGUUAUGUAUGCUGGAUGCAAUAAUGUUGCCACAUAUUGUAUCGGUAUGAUUUUUGAAGGUAUUGGUGAUGUUGCCUACACUAUCAUGCAACAAGUUUUUAUCGCUGAUACUACAAGUUUGAUCAACAGAGGUUUUUGGGCUUCUUUACCUGAAUCCCUUACAACUAUUCCAACUUUAUACUUGGGUUCUACUGUCGCCGAAUCUGUUCUUAAUCAUAGUUCUUUCCGUUGGGGUUAUGGUAUGUGGGCAAUCAUCUUACCUUUCACUUUAUUCCCUUUAAUUAUUAUCAUGGUUUAUAUGGAAAGAAAAGCUAAAAAAGAAGGUGCUUCCAGAAAUGUAGCCAUUUGGAAAUCUCUACCUGAUGGAACUUUACUACAAAAAAUUAAUCACUUGUUAUGGGUUGAAUUAGAUAUCAUUGGUGGUUUAUUACUUGUAGCCAGUUUGGCAUUAAUUUUAGUCCCAUUAUCUCUUACUGGUAAAGGUAAAAGUCAUCGUUGGGAACAUGCCAACUUUAUUGCAAUGUUUGUUUUAGGUUUUGUUUUCUUAAUUUUUUUCCUUGUUUGGAUAUUUCGCUUUGCUAAAAAUCCUUUCAUUCCAUUUAAAUUAAUGAAGAACAAUAAAACUGUUAUUGCUGCUUGCUUUAUUGGUUUUUUCGAUUUCUUAAAUUAUGCCACUUUCACAUCUUUUUUCCCAUCUUAUCUUCAAGUUGCUGGCCAUUAUUCAAGUGGUGCUGCUACAAGAAUCGAUAACUCUUUAAGAGUUUCAUUUCAAAUUGGUUCAUUAGUUGUUGGUAUUUUAAUGCGUUUCACAAAAAAAGCAAGAAUUUAUGUUUAUAUUGGUGUUCCAAUGGUUGUUCUUGGUCAAGGUCUUAUGAUUUACUUGGUCAAUAAACCAGAUGGAACAACAGGUAACGAAGCAUCAUUUAUUGCCGUUAAAACUAUUUUUGGUGUUGGUCGUGGUUUCUACCAAACUUCUUCUCAAGUUAUUAUCCAAUCUAUUGUUACAAGAGAUCAAGUAGCUAUUUCAACUGCUGUUUUCCUUGCAACUAUGACUAUCGGUGGUAGUUUUGGUUCAAGUAUUUGUGGUGCUGUUUGGUCAAACUAUCUUCCCGAUAAAUUAGAAAAAUAUUUACCCGAUGAAUAUCAAAGAAAUGCAACUGCCAUCUUUAACUCAAUCAAGUCUGCAAUGAUGUUUAAAGUUGGUACUGAGGCAAGAGCUGCAAUCGAUCAAUCAUAUAAAGAGACUGCAAGACUCCUUGCUAUUAUGGCAACAUGCUUCACUGUUCCAAUGAUUUUCCUAUUAUUUUUCAUUGCCAGCGUUGAUCUUGUUAAAGAAGAUGAAAUUAGACAAAGAGAAGUUGAUAGAGAAUUAGAAAAAUCGGAAAUUAGACAAAAUGAGAUCGAUAAUCAAAACGAAAUCGACAAAAAUAACAACCUGAAAGCCUCGCAAAAAUCGCUAGAUUCAAAUUCCCAUUCUGAAUCUAAUGAACUUAACAGAAAAAACUAGUGGGUUUAUUCUGUUCAAAUUCAAUUUUUUACGAUUUCUUUUUUAUUAUUAUUACUUUUUAUUAUUUUUUAUUAUUAUUUUUUAAGAUGAUUUUAAUUUUGGUAUUCAACAGAUUAGAUUGAACACCGAUGACGUUUUGAUAGUUUAGUUUAUUUUUUUUUACUUAUUUUAGUUUAUUAUUUUGUAUUUAUUCAAUAUAAG